AUGUCCCAAGCACCACCGUGCCGCACAGUGCCCGGUCUUCUCUUCUUCACUCCCACAGCACUCUUUGCCGCCGGCCGAUUCUCCCCGUCGUCUAUUCCAUCCUCUAUCCUUCUUAUUUCGGCCGUCAAUUUCAGUACCAAGCUCAUCCCAUUUUACUCUCCCCCAAUCACUUCUCACGUCGCUUUUGCAUUUGCUCUCUUCACUCUCCAGGCAUGGCCAUCGAAUGACAAAGGGGAACCUAGUACCCCUCCUCUCUCGCACGUUUCUCUUCCACCACUCGUGAGUAGCCAGAUGGUCUAUCUUCAAAUCGUCACUUUCAUAUCUUCAGUCUUUUCGGGCGGAACAAGUACCAUUUCAUAUUCUGGAAUGUUCAGCCAUAUCCAGCUCACCAAAGGACUUUCCCUUCAUACGCCCGACGAUCUCCGCCCUCUUUUAUGUACCGCGAUAACUAAUACGUGUGGGGGAACGUCCCUCCUUUCAUAA
This is a messenger RNA of Suillus plorans, 483 nucleotides long. RefSeq lists its product as uncharacterized. NCBI's taxonomy places the organism in Eukaryota, Fungi, Basidiomycota, Agaricomycetes, Boletales, Suillaceae. The coding region runs from base 1 to 483 and encodes 160 amino acids. The transcript has 2 exons. The record is from RefSeq and is a predicted model, not a curated record.